Messenger RNA from Dinoponera quadriceps, 2241 nucleotides. It is a transcript of the gene Gint3, whose product is annotated as UBX domain-containing protein 6-like. NCBI's taxonomy places the organism in Eukaryota, Metazoa, Arthropoda, Insecta, Hymenoptera, Formicidae. Gene Ontology annotation, cellular component: cytoplasm. Gene Ontology annotation, molecular function: protein binding. The transcript has 6 exons. The record is from RefSeq and is a predicted model, not a curated record. Bases 197 to 1522 code for a protein of 441 amino acids.
AUAAAUAUUUACAACGGUUCAGUUCGUCAGGAGAAAACGAGGGAUGUGGAACGUAAAAGCCACACGUGUUGCAUAGUUUUGCACCUGAAUUGAAAAUACCAUCGAUAGGUAGAACGCAACACGUGCUUCCUCUGAAGAUUGCAAUCCCUCAACUGAGUAAUAUAUUUCUGUCGGACAGCAGUAAUAUCUAGUAAAUAUGGCUGAUAAGAUAAAGUCAUUUUUUCAACAGAAGAAGAAGGAUGCUAAGUUUAUGAAUGCAGGAAAGGGAUACAAGUUGACGGAAUCUACUAGUAGUAGAUUAGCUCCACCAGUACCUGCAAGACCAGUGUUAAGAGCAGAACCUACAGAAGAAGCUAAAAUAGCAGGCCAAGCUGCCUUAGCAAGAUUAGAAGCGAAGAAAGUUGAUAAGCCGAGAUUCAAUACGUCAUAUGCCGCUAUUCAAGCACGUGUUAAGCGUGAGAUGGAAUUGGAAAGAAAAGCACAGCAAAAUUCACAACAGGCAGAAAGUACAGCACUGCAAGAAAAAAAGAAUAGAAUUGAAGAUCCUUCCAUGUAUGCAGUAGUUGAUGUAUUUUUCCGUUGUCCAUACAUAUCUGAUGAAAUAUUGCCGCGAGAUCAAUGGAAGAAGAAAAUAAGAGACUUUUUAUAUGACGAACGAGGGGGAGAGGAACCCGGAUUAAUAGCGAGCUUAAUUAUUCAAAAUUGCAACAGCGGGAGGGAAAAGAUUGAGAAUUGUGUGGAGACGCUUGGAAAAUACUUGGAGAAUAUUAUUAAGAAUCCCGACAUGGAGAAAUAUUGGAAGAUUAGAAUGUCCAAUAGAAUAUUCCAAGACAAAGUUUUGCCCAUUGAAGGAGCGUUGGAUUUCUUGAAAGCAGCUAAUUUUGAUCAAAAGAUGUUACUGAAUAACGGGAACGAAGAAGAUUUCCUAGUAUGGGAUCCCGACAAUGGCGGUAUCGAGGAGCUUACGGUUUUAUAUGACGCUCUGAAAUCUGCCGAACAGAUUCCUAUUGAGUUAGAUAGAAAUCUACAAGUAUUAAUGCCUUGUCAAGCUAGAGUAAGGAAUGAAUUGCCACCUAGUUUUUUCACGAUAUCUUUAGAAGAGAUAAAAAAGGAACAACAAUUGCGGACGGAAGCUGUAGAAAGGAACCAAAUGCUGAGAACAAAGGCUAUGAGGGAGAAAGAUGAACAGCGUGCACUUAGGAGGUAUAAAUUCGCAGUGCUACGCAUUAAAUUUCCAGAUGGGUUAAUAUUGCAAGGUACUUUUAUGGUGCACGAGAAGUUCCAAAAUGUACUUGAAUUUGUAACUGAGAAUCUAGCCUAUUAUAAAGUGCCCUUUUCAUUGAUGACACCGGACGGGAUAAAGCUAAUGGAGGAGUGUCUCGACAAAACGCUUUUAGAAUUACGAUUGAUUCCCACAGCUAUUUUGGAAUUUUCCUGGAAUACAUCCAGUGGCAGUAGUUGCUCGGGCACGCCUACAGAAUAUUUGAAGGAAGAAAUACUAUCUUAUAUACAAUCAAUUUGAAAAUAAUUUUGCUCUGUCAACAGGCAAUCAUCAGGUGGAAAUAUUUACAUACUUACAAAUGCAUUUUUACAGAUUUUUUUAAAUCAUUUUUUGCGAUCAAUAUUGAGAAAUAGUCAUGUUAUUGUUUUACGACUAUCUUAGGCUUCGAUCGUGUCACUUUCUCACAUAUUUUUAUAUUAACCUUACUCGAAAUUAUUUCAAACACUGAAGCGAACUUUUCAUUUAUAUAAAUCAAGUAUAUUAACUCAUCUAAAAGGAUGUAACACUUGUAUAAAACUAUCUCUUUAUUCUUUGCCGCAUAAUUUUCUUACGAUACAUAUUCUGAUAAUAUUAUCAUAAUAUAUGUAUAAAACUGAGCAUAAUAAUAUUUAGCCGAGCAUACUUUGUGAAACUUAUUUCUUUAUUCAAAAUAAACCUGUCACGUGUAAAAAAAAUCGGGGAUCAGCGAGAGGCGGGAAUGAAUACUUCGUUGAUUCGCAUGUCCGGAGCUAAUGUAAUUACAUGCGUGGGUACGUCGGAUUGUCUCGACGUCGAGAAUUUGUACUCGUCACACUUCUUUCUCGCCGCGUCUCCGUCGCAUCGACAUUUUCGACGCGCCUGCGGAUGCGCGCACCCGGAGUAUCGCUCGAAGUACGAAGGGUUGCCCGCGCACAGGGAAACCGGUUAUCCGCGCAGCCGUGCAGCUGCUGGACCGCAGACGGUUUUGUGUCUCCCGGCAA